GCGGUUCCUCUGUGACCCUUACCCAUCAACUAGCUGCAGCAGUGGUUGGGUUAGUGUUGCAAACAACUGAAUGUGUCAGGACAGUGCAGGGGAAAACCUGUGCACGUAUUCACAAGCAGAAUGGAUCAAUCCAGCCAGAGCCCAUCCCCGCAUCGGAAAGGGAUGUUUAAGCUCAAAAAGAAGAAGAAGAAGGAUGCUAAGGAGGGUCUAGUCUUGUCAAACAAAGGAGCUCUGGAUGGCAGCGAUGCAGAGACCAGUCCUGGGUUACCAACUGGGACUGAGGCAACUGAUCUUGAGGAUGGCAGCCAGGGUGGCCCUUCAGGAAUGUCUGGCAAGGAGACGCCUGUUUAUAAGAGGUCCAAACCGGUGGCAAAGAUUCAGGACAGUGAGAGCAAGCCACAGAGCUUCCAGAUCUCCGUCAACAUCACAGAGGCUAAACAGCUGGUGGGGGAGAACAUCGAUCCCUGCGUAGUGAUAGAGAUCGGGGAUGAGAAGAAGCAGACCACGGUCAAAGAAGGGACAAACGCCCCCUUCUACAAUGAGUACUUUGUCUUUGAUUUCUUCGCACCGCAGGAGACCUUUUUUGACAAAGUCAUCAAACUUUCAGUAAUGCACUCCAAGAUCAUGCGUAGCUUCUGUGUGGGGUCCUUCAAGCUGGAUGUGGGGACAGUCUACAGGCAGCCAGGUCACCAGUUCUGCAACAAGUGGGCAAUGCUGACCGACCCCAUGGCCAUCCAUGCCGGGGUCAAAGGUUAUCUGAAGUGUGACAUCAGCGUGACGGGGAAGGGAGACGCAGUGCAGCCCUCACAGAAGUUCACCGAUGCGGAAGAACAGAUUGAAAAAAACCUGCUGCUUCCCCAGGGCUUCCCCUCGGAGCGCCCAUGGGCUCGCUUUUACGUGAAGGUAUACCGGGCUGAGGGCCUUCCUCGAAUGAACUCCAGCAUCAUGGCUAACGUCACCAAGGCGUUCAUCGGGGACAGCAAGGACCUCAUUGACCCCUAUGUGGUGGUGUCUUUCUUCAGCCAGGUGGGCCGGACCUCGACUCAGAAGGGCACGGCUGACCCCGUGUGGAACGAGCAGAUUGUGUUUAAGGAGAUGUUUCCCCCUCUGUGUGGGCGUGUGAAGAUCCAGGUGUGGGAUGAGGGGAGCAUGAACGACGUGGCCAUCGGGACACACUACAUCGACCUGCACAGGAUCGCCAACGAGCAAGAUGGGGACAAAGGUUUCCUUCCAACCUUUGGCCCGGCCUGGAUCAACUUGUACGGCUCCACCAGGAACUUCACGCUGUCGGACGACAAUCUGCUGAACGAGGGUGUGGGUGAGGGGGUCUGCUUUCGGGGGAGGGUGUUCCUCGAGCUGGCUGUGGAGAUCCUUUCGUCUGCAGGGGCGGCCGAAUCCAAGAUGUCCCGUCUCGCCAAGGAUCUAAAGAGCUCGCUCAAGGAUGUCAAAGGGGGAAAAGCAGGAGGCAAGGAGCCUAAAAGCCCUCAGCCAGCAGGAAGUGGAGGGGGAGGAGGGGGAGGUGGAGGAGCUGGGGAGGUGGAGGAGGGCUGGGCGCUGGGCGCAGAGGUGAUGCCAGUAGAGACACCCCCACAGGUCAGAGAGGAAGACAAGGAGAGUUUUAUGCUGUUUGGUGCUGUGUUUGAGGCAACGAUGAUUGACAGGAAGAUAGGUGACAAACCUAUCAGCUUUGAGUUCACUGUUGGAAAUUUUGGGAACCUUCUUGAUGGGUCCUCCCCAGUCACUACCAGUAAGAAAAGAGUGGACCCUCUGGAGCAUGAAAGCGCCCCCUUGUUGGACCCCCAGGAGCCAGAGCUGUGCAAGUCCACAACCACCCCCAAGAAGCCACUGCUCAUGGAGGGGCACAGGAGUUACUUGUACCUGCCGAUCUUGGACAAGAAGCCGUGCAUCCAUGUGCUGAACCACUGGGAAGACUGCACAUUCCGCCUGUACUACUCCAACAUGCUGGAGAACAUUGCGCUGACGUUUGAGGAGGGAGUGGCUAAAGUCAGUGAGCUGAACAAGCUGUCAGAUCCACAGGCAGAGCCUCUUCUCCUCGCUGUAUUCCAGGAGUUUGAGUCCAACAGCAGAGAGUUCAUCGUCUUUGCUGAGAAGAAAGUGAAGGGAAACCACCUGACCGUGCUGGAUAAAAAACGCUUGACGUUGUGCAAACAGGAGCUGGAGAGUAUGGUGAGUGAGGUGAAGUCUAUCACUGACCAAAAGAAGAGGACUGUGAAGAGGAUGCUUCAGGAGGCUCUGAAACUCACACAGAGGCUGAAGUUCCUGGUGGAGGAGCCCCAGCACACCAUCCCAGACGUAUUCAUAUGGAUGCUGAGCAACAACAAGCGUGUGGCGUACGCCCGCAUCGCCGCCCGGGACCUGCUGUACUCCCCCUGCCCCGAGGAGAGGGGGCGAGACUGUGGCAAGAUCAAGACCCUCUUCCUCAAGCCCCCAGGCAAACGUCCGACUGGCUGGACAGUGCAGGCCAAGCUGGACGUGUACCUGUGGCUGGGAAAUAGCAGGUACUCCUCCCACAUGCUGGAGAACCUGCCCACUGGCUUUGAGCUUGUAGGUCUCUCUGCAGAGCAGCACAGCACUUUCCCCCCUGACCAGCUACUCUACCCGGCCAAGCACAAGUUCCAGCUACGGGCCCACAUGUACCAGGCCCGAGGGCUGAUCGCAGCCGACAGCAGCGGCCUCUCCGACCCCUUCGCUAAGGUGUCCUUCCUGUCACAGGGCCAGACCACAGUGAUCAUUAACCAGACGCUGACCCCCACCUGGAACCAGAUGCUCCUGUUCAAGAGUCUGACGCUCAACGGCGAGCUGACCGAGCUGGCCCGGGAGCCCCCUUGCAUCGUCAUUGAGGUGUACGAUGAUGACGCCCUGGGCAAGGCAGAGUACCUUGGCUCCACGUUGGCAGUGCCAGUGGUCAGGCUGGCUGAUGAGCCCUACUCCCCUCCCCAGCUUCAGUACAGCCCUCUCUUCUGUGGCAACCAAUCCGGAGGGGACCUGCUGGCUGCCUUCGAGCUCAUCCAAAUACCAGAGUCAGGAGAAGAGUCCCUACCUGCAGUGGACGAGCCAGAUGGAAUGGUCUACCCAGUGCCUGCCAACAUCCGGCCUGCUCUCAGCACAUACCGCCUGGAGGUGCUGUUCUGGGGCCUACGGGAGCUGAAGAAGGUGCAGCUGCUGUCUGUGGACAGACCACAGGUGUUCAUAGAGUGCGCAGGGAAGGGGGUGCGCUCCUCUGUCAUACAGAGCUACAAGACCAACCCCAACUUCAGCGUGCUGGUGGACAUCUUUGAUGUGGAGUUGCCAGAGAAUGAGCACCUGCACCCGCCCCUCAGCAUCACUGUGGUGGACUGGCGCGCCUUUGGGCGGAGCACGCUGGUCGGCAACCAUGUGAUCAACAGCCUGAAGCAGUUCAAGUACACCCCUCUGCCUCUACCCCCCGCCCCCCAAUGGCAUGAUACCCGGGCCAGAGAGGGUAUGUCCCGGCCUGCUGUGGAGAGCAGCUCCAUAGAGGUCCAGUCCUCUGAAAGCAUCUACAUCAGCAUUGAUCUGGAGGAAGUGCCCAGGCCUCCGCCUACAGUACAGCCCGGGUCCCCAAGGAGAAAGGGGACCAGAAAGAGCACACGGAGGUCCACCAAGAGGAGGAGGCGCACCAUAGCGGAUGAGUCUGCAGAAAACGUCAUCGACUGGUGGUCCAAGUACUAUGCCUCUGUGGACAAGUUCCAGCAGGCAAAACAAAGGGAAGCCCAUGAAUUUCCUCACAUAUAUGACAAUGUAACCCCACUCCAGCACUUGGUCUCGGAUGGAAAGGACCAGUAUGCUGUGGCAACCAGGGAUGGAAACAAGAAGAAAAAGCAGGUUACCAUAAAGGGUGUGCUGGGCCAGCCAAAGCUUGCAACACUGCAGCUGUAUGAUAAGGAGCUGGAGGCAGAGUUUGGUCCCUUCAGUGACUGGGUCAACACCUUUGAGCUGUACCGGGGUAAGGCUAACGAGGAGGAGAGCUCCAGUGAAGAGAGGCUUGUGGGGAAGUUCAAGGGCCGGUUCUGCCUCUACAAGCUCACAGAGAAGGACCACGGUGACGGGGUUCAAGAUUCUGGCCAGUUUAAGGUCACCCAGGGAAUCCCUCCCAACACCCCCAUCAAGGUUCUGAUCCGGGUUUACAUCGUCUCGGCUUCCAACCUUCACCCAGCUGAUGCGGAUGGGAAAUCUGAUCCAUACAUCGUUCUAAAACUGGGUAAAACAGAAAUCAAGGACAGAGAAAACUACAUCCCCAAGCAGCUUAACCCAGUGUUUGGCAGAUCCUUUGAGGUCCAGGCUACGUUCCCCCAGGAAUCAUUACUGACUGUCCUCAUCUAUGAUCAUGACACAAUUGGGAGUGAUGACUUGAUUGGGGAGACCCAGAUAGACCUGGAGAACCGGUUCUACAGCCGCCAUCGGGCCACCUGUGGGUUGCCCACCGAAUAUGCCAUCGAGGGGUACAAUGCCUGGAGAGACUGCAUCAAGCCCUCAGAACUGCUGGUAAAGCUGUGCAAGGAUCAUCAUUUGGACGGGCCACGCUUCCAGCCUGGCCGGAUAAUCGUAGGGGGCAAGGUCUUCAAUGGGAAAACUGUCUUUGUGGAUGAAGAGAGGACGGUAGAGUCCUAUGAACACCUGUCGCUGAAGAUACUGCACCGGUGGGCAGAGAUCCCGGGUGUUGGGUGCAAACUGGUCCCGGAACACAUUGAAACCCGAACCUUGUACCACAAGGAUAAGCCUGGGAUGGACCAGGGCCAGCUGCAGAUGUGGGUGGAUAUGUUUCCCAUGGAUAUGCCGCAUCCAGGCCCCGCGGUCGACAUCUCUCCACGAAAACCGAAAGGGUAUGAGCUGAGAAUCAUCAUCUGGAACACAGAGGAUGUCAUACUAGAGGACACCAACUUCAUCACAGGGCAACAGUCCAGUGACAUUUACGUCAAAGGGUGGCUGAAGGGCCUAGAGGACGACCGCCAGGAGACAGAUGUCCACUACAACUCGCUGACCGGAGAGGGCAACUUCAACUGGCGCUUCGUGUUCCCCUUUAACUACCUGCCUGCAGAGAAGGUGGUGGUGGUUAACAAGCGGGAGAGCAUCUUCGCGCUGGACAAGACGGAGCAGAAGCUGCCAGCCGAGCUGGUGCUGCAAGUGUGGGACUUCGAGAGGCUGUCCUCUGACGACUUCCUGGGUUCAGUGGAGCUGGACUUGCACGGCUUUCCACGUGGAGCCAAGACAGCCAAGGCUUGCAAGAUGGACAUGCUGAGUGACAUUACGGAAAAGAUAUCCAUCUUCCAGCAGAAACGCUCCAAAGGGUGGUGGCCCUUUGUCAAGGCUGGGGAGCUCACGGGUAAAGUGGAGGCGGAGUUCCACCUGGUGACAUCAGAGGAGGCGGAGAAGAACCCAGUGGGGCGUGCCCGCAAGGAACCGGAGCCCCUGGAGAAACCCAACCGACCGGACACCUCCUUCGCCUGGUUCAUGAACCCCUUUAAGUGCUUCUUCCAUUUGAUCUGGAAGAACUAUAAGAAGUACAUCAUCAUAGCCCUGGUGCUCCUUAUCACUGCCCUGUUCCUGGCCCUGUUGCUGUACACACUGCCAGGUGCCAUCUCUCAGCACAUCAUCAACGGCUAAAAGAAGCCAUGCCCAUCGGGUGAACAACAUCCAAUCCUUUUAAGCUUACAAAAAAACUGACCAUUUUGUAUGGAAUUCCUGUGAUCCUGUUAGAGUUUAUUUCUGAUAAUUGAACAUAUAACAAUGUUGUAAGGAACUGUAUGGUAUGUAAUGAGUAUAUCCAGUCCGAUGUUUAAAACAUAAAAGACACAGGCAUCUCAGAAUGUUGCUUUUUUCUUCAUUACCUAUUGCUAUUUUACAAAAGAAUGGCCAUUUUUUCACCAUUAAUAUAUAUUCAAAAGAAACAAACCAGUUUAAGUCUGUGUGCCAAGUGAUUCUUAAAUUGUACAUAUAUCUAUACGUAACCUUUAUCACUCACUUCGUGUGACAGUGGAAAAUAAAAAAUCUUUAAAAUAAUACCUAAUAUUUUUGCCAGUUUGGAAACACAGGCUUUAGGUGGUAACUGGCAUACUCAUGUGACCAUGUCCUACGACUGAUUGGUCUUUUGGACCAGGCAGUGUAACACUUUAAAAUGGAUUUUUAAGAAAGGUGGGGGAGAACAUGAACUCGGACUAAACAAUGUGUAUAUGAAAAACACAUAGUUGCAUACAUAUAUGUCCCUGUACUGUAAUUAACACAGAAAAUGGAAACAUUUUGACUUAAAGAAUUUAAAAAGCUAUUGCUCAUACCCCCACAAAAUAUGACACACUGAACCAUGCUCCUUAAAAGAAACUUCUGCAUCCCCUCACUUAAUAAUCUGAAUACUCUGAAAAUGUUAGGUCCUUACACAAAAAAUUGUAUCCUUUUUAUUAACGCAGUUACCAUCACACAUUUUAGAGUAUGAAACUUGUCAGUAAUCAGCACCCAACAGCAGUAAAAAACUGGUUCACUCAAAUAUUUAACAUGUCUGCACUCAUCUAUUAAAUACUCUACAAUAACACCUGACACUUAGUUACACAAGUUCAUCAUAGCUAAAAGUUCCCAUAUAUCUACAUAUAUGAAGCCAGCAGGUGUUAAAGUGCUAGCAGCUUAUCCAGAUUCAAAGAUAAACAGAUGAUUAUAAAAAAAUUCGAGGAGCAGGUUUAAAUAAAUUAUUCAAGACAUUUAAAUAUGGAAUUUCCCCCCAAAACA
Molecule: messenger RNA, 6753 nt
Organism: Megalops cyprinoides (Indo-Pacific tarpon)
Lineage: Eukaryota; Metazoa; Chordata; Actinopteri; Elopiformes; Megalopidae
Gene: fer1l6
Product: fer-1 like family member 6
Exons: 42
Coding region: 121-5643 (1840 amino acids)
Biological process (GO): plasma membrane organization
Cellular component (GO): membrane
Source: RefSeq, a predicted model, not a curated record